UUACAUCCUGUGAAAACAAUAGCCACGUUUGAGAUAAAAUGAGAAGCAAACUGUCAUGAUUCGAACAUGAGUUCAAAAAUGACCCAGAUGCUGGAACCCGGAAAGAAGCUUGACACAACGGUAAGAUUUCAGUGGUUUAAUCAGAACCAGAACUUGACAGGACUUCCUUCCAGGAAGAGAGAGCGUGGCCUGGCUGGAGGAACCUUGAACUGGGAUCUCCUUGAGGGGGAACAGCGGCGGGAGCGAGGCUGAACCAAGACGAGGCUAGGCGGCUGGCUGGAGGCUACUAGAGACGGCGUAGGCGAAGCUUGAACCAAGACGAGGCUAGGCGGCUGGCUGGAGGCUACUAGAGACGGCGUAGGCGAAGCUUGAACCAAGGCGAGGAGAGACGGCUGGCUGGAGGUUUCUUGAAGCGGCGUGACUGCAGCGUUGGAGAACUGCGACCAGGAGGAACAACGAACUGGCACCGGCUGAUGAUCCUGGAGGAGUUUAUGAAGGCAGGUGUAGAUGAGCCUCUUCCUCCUCAACAUCGGUCAUGACGAUCCUUUUCAAGAGUCUGUUAACAUCCAGCAGGAACAAACAAAACAGUUGUCCUCCCUGAGCUUCUGGAGGAGACAGAAGCUCUACGCCAACAAACACGCUCCACUCCAAGCAAACACUGGUGCCAUGGUAACGCCCAGAGCACAGUACGCAGGUCUCCAUGGCAGCAUCUGUGCAUUUGUGUCCAUGUUUGGAGGAUGAAGAAAGAGAGAUAGUGCUUAAGACCACUGACAGGUCUCACUUAGGCGCUGGAAUCUGAAAAUGCAGACAACAAAAAAACAAAGACACUAUCUCCUGAUGGAAAACAGCUUCAGGGCUCGCACCACCAUCUUUUUCUUUCUUAUUCUGAUUUUUUAUUUUUGCUGCAGUCAGAUGACAAAGCAAGACAGAAAUUUUGUUCAGGAUGCUGAGAAAACAAAAUAAAGAACGUAUCACUGACGGAUAGGAUGUUAAGUCUGAAGCUGGAAAUUGUAAUGCUGAAUGUCAUCAGUGGUUAUGCUCCACAGUCACAGACGAGGAUACCGUUAAGAGAUACUACGCCAAGUUUGAAGAAAAGUUCUUCCAGGCUUGUGAAAAAGAGCUGGCCAAGAUCAACACCUUCUACUCCGAAGUCUGCAGGAUUUUGGUUUGGCUACUUCCUGUUUGGAACGGCAGAAAUGCUUCCAUAAUGAAGGACACCAGUGUGAGAGGUGUGAGAGAGUGAAAAGUGCUUCACCCCUUCCAAAGUUAAGUGUGCCAGCUAUACUCCAAGAUUUUAUCAGUUUCCUGUAGAUCAGUCGCCAGUGGAUUUUAUUUGGGUUUUAUAGAAAUUUACUUUUAUCUUUUUUGCAUGACUGCGUGUACUUUCAAUCUAUUUGUGAGUUUGUCUUUUUUUUCAUUGCAUGCAUACUGGUGCUUUGGAGUGCAGGCCAGGACGUCACAUGGACAACCAUCAUCCAUUCACCUUUCUUACGUUAUCAACAACAUGGUCACUGAUGCUGCUGAAAAAAUCAUCCAAAACCUCGAAGAAAGCUGCGUUCAGUGUGAGGAGGAGCUCCAUCGUCAGAGCAGACUGCUGGAAAUCAUCGCGGAUCCACAGACGAGACUUCAAACUCUCCUUCUCCCCCUUCUAAGGAAGCAAGAGAGGAACUCCAGUGUGAAGCUGGAGAACUCAGAACCUCCACAGAUUAAAGGGCAACAGGAGGAGCUCUGCAGCAGCCAGGACGUCGAGCAGCUGGAUCUGAAUCAGGAGACAGAUAUCUUGAUCCUAACUCCUACUUAUGAGAAAAAUGAAGAUCUGAACUGUCAGCAUCGCCUAACUCAGAGCUUAAAUGUAACUGAUGAUCAGAAUGGAGAAGGAAACCAGCAUGGUAAAGAAAAGAAAAAGACUCAAAUGAAAAAACUUUGCAGAACAAAAAAGGUAAAAGAGCAUUGUUGUGUAGAAUGUGAAAAAAGUUAUACUACAGCUUACCAAUUAAGACGUCACAUGAGAAUCCACACAGGAGAAAAUCUUUUUUCGUGUAAAGAAUGUGGUAGAUGUUUUACACGUUCAGACAGUUUAUCUGUUCACAUGAAAAUCCACACAGGAGAAAAGUAUUUUUCCUGUAAAGAAUGUGGUAGAAAUUUCUCUCGAGUAGACAGCCUAAUUAGUCACAUGAGAAUCCAUACAGGAGAAAGGUCUUUUUUCUGUCAAGAGUGUGGUAAAAGUUUCACACGGAUUGGGAAACUUGCUCUUCACAUGAGAAUCCACACAGGAGAAAAGCCUUUUUCCUGUAAAGAAUGUAGUAGAAGUUUCUCUCGAUCUGACAGCCUAACGGAUCACAUGAGAAUCCAUACAGGAGAAAGGUCUUUUUUCUGUAAAGAAUGUGGUAAAAGUUUCACACGGAUAGGGAAACUUUCUCUUCACAUGAGAAUCCAUACAGGAGAAAAGCCUUUUUCCUGUAAAGAAUGUGGUAGAAGUUUCUCUCGAGUAGACAGCCUAAUUGGUCACAUGAGAAUACACACAGGAGAAAAGCCCUUUUCCUGUAAAGAAUGUGGUAAAUGUUUCACUCUUUCAUGCAGCCUAACGGAUCACAUGAGAAUCCACACAGGAGAAAAGCCCUUUCCCUGUAAAAAAUGUGGUAGAAGUUUUAGACGUUCAAGCAAACUAUCAGUUCACAUGAGAAUUCACACAGGAGAAAAGCCUUUUACCUGUGAAGUUUGUGGUAGAAGUUUUUCUCAUGCAAAAAGUCUUACUAAUCACAUGAGAAUCCACACAGGAGAAAAGCCUUUUUCCUGUGAAGAAUGUGGUAGAAGUUUCUCUCAAGCAACCAGCCUAACUAAUCACAUGAGAAUCCACACAGGAGAAAAGCCUUUUUCCUGUGAAGAAUGUGGUAGAAGUUUUUCUCAUGCAAACAGCCUAACUUAUCACAUGAGAAUCCACACAGAAGUAAACCUUUCCCUGUUAGAUUGAUGUUGAAAUUUCAGUAGAUCAUAAUGUCCAAUAUGACAUUAAAAUUCAAAGGACAUGAUCAGUUUUUUCCCCAGAACUUGAUUGUCCAUAAAGAAAAGACGUGCAAUAAUAGCAGCAGGUUUUCAUAGACAGUGUUCUGUUUCUGUUAAUAACCAGUCUAGUUGAAAUCAUUUUGUAGUUCUUUCAAAUUUUUAUUGUUUUGAAAUGCCCUAAAUUUCAAUUUUAUCCUAUUUACUGUAUUGAAGAACUGGACGGCCCGAGUAUGACGUCACCCUUAAAAAAUGGUUUGUUUCUUGCUCCAUCCAAAGUUAAGUUAGUCGCCAUUUUUUCCAGUUAUAGAUGCUGCCAUUUGGAGCAACAGGAUGUUAGUAACCGCUGAUUAGUCAGAGUAACACAGUUUUCGUUUCUGUGGAGGAGAUUGAUUUACAAUGGUCUACAACCUACUAGGAAAUAUAAGUCACGGAGUACAAAAAAAAGCAUGAAAAAUUAUAAUACAAAAAAAUCAGCAAAUCAGAGAGAAACAGAAAGGUGAACUGCUUUACAGCGAGGAACCAUUGUUCAUUAUAUUCACUGUUUGAAAGGAAAUUGACUUCAUGAACCAUGUUUAUAUAACAAAGCUUUUAUUUGAAUACUGCCAAAAGAGCAGAUGUGUUUUAUUUUGGAAGCUAGUUUUUUUGUACAAACAUGCUCCUACCAUGAAAAGUACAAAGAUAAAUGUAUUUUACAAGAUGUAAUUUUAUUAUUAAAGACUUGAACACCAAC
This is a messenger RNA of Oryzias latipes (Japanese medaka), 3733 nucleotides long. Lineage: Eukaryota; Metazoa; Chordata; Actinopteri; Beloniformes; Adrianichthyidae. The record is from RefSeq and is a predicted model, not a curated record.